This is a messenger RNA of Brenthis ino (lesser marbled fritillary), 816 nucleotides long. The record is from the annotation of a GenBank genome assembly. NCBI's taxonomy places the organism in Eukaryota, Metazoa, Arthropoda, Insecta, Lepidoptera, Nymphalidae.
AUGGAUGAAAAUAUUGACAGUAAUGUAGCUGUUUUAGCUAUAUUGGAUGAUCAAACUUCAUCAUAUAAACAAAAUCAUGAUAUGACAAGUUAUAAUAUGAAUACACAUAUUAAUGAAGAAGAUAUAGAAACAAAUGAAACCGGCUGUAAACAAAAUAUAAUUUGGACAAAAAAUUCCACAUUAAUGCUGUUAAAUCUUUAUGAAACUAAACUUAGCUUGCUGGAUAAUCCAAAAAAGAAGUCUAAAAUGUGGACUUCAUUGGCUGAAGAAUUAAAAACAUUAAAUAUUGAGGUGACUCCAGAUCAGGUCAGAUGGAAAAUAAAUGCACUGACAAAAAAGUAUAGGGAUUGCAUUGAUAAUGGAAAUGGGCUUAUGACAUUCAAAUAUUUUAAUGAAAUGCAUCAAAUACUUGGGAGAUGUACUGAAGACAAUGCUUCAUAUAGACUAGCAUCAGGUUUAAUACAAGGACAAGAAAGUAACAAAACACAUAAUAUUUUAAAUAAGAAGCUAUCUUUUAAAAAUUCUACAACUUUUCGUAAACUAAGAGCAGAACGAAGAACAAAAAUAGAAUUGGAUAAGCAAUGGAUAGAAUACAUUAAAAGACAAGAAGAACAAAGACAAAUUAGGGAUGAAAGAUAUGAAAGAAGCUUAAGACUAAGAGAAGAAGAGUUACAAUUAAAAAAGAAAGAAGUAGAAAUCAAACAAUCAAUAGCUUUAAGAAAAUUACAAUUAAAAGAGAAAAAGCUAGAUGAAAUUCUUAAAAUAGAACGUGAAAAAUGUGCAUUGUUAAGGAAUUUUUUAACAAAUCAAUUGUCU